CCUGGGCUCACAGUCUGACGGUCUCUUUUCUAGAACGGACCCUAUUGUCUUCCGCCUGAAGCUUCCUUAAAUUUGGGGGCGAAGAGGCCUCUGCGGCCUUCUCCAGUUGCGACGACUGUGGCUUUGCUAUCUUUAAAUUUGAGGUUUCUGACUCUGACAGAAAAUUCUGAAUUGGAACGCACACUGGACGCUUCGGGUAUCCCGACUUGAGCGGGAGAUUCAGCUGGUCUGCGUUGCUCAGCAACGGCUCCGAGAGCUUCUGUUACUGGCUAGGGCUGGCCCCGACCCGGCUUCUAGCCCCAGAUCGAGGUUAAAGGUCUUGCCACCUGAGGGACCUUGGCACUCUGGAGCUGUGGGUUGCCCUCUUCGCAGACUAGCAGCGGCGGCAGUCAUGGGGAGAGAUGGCACAGGGAGAGAGCCCGACACCGCCGAAGUGCUGCCCCAGCACAAGUUCGACCACAAAGCCCUGGAGACCUACCUGAACCGGCAUUUGCCUGGCUUUGGGGCGCAGCCUGAGACUACGCUGAGCAUUACACAGUACAGUGUCCCAUUGCAAUGCCACCCUGCCUUGGAGCCAGCGGAUUAUGGAUUGAAACCUCUACAACUAUCAGGACAGUCUAACCCAACCUUUUAUCUACAGAAGGGCUUUCAAGCAUAUGUACUCAGGAAAAAACCACCAGGUUCACUUCUUCCUAAAGCACAUCAGAUUGAUAGAGAAUUUAAAGUCCAGAAAACCUUGUUUGCCAUUGGAUUCCCUGUUCCCAACCCUUUACUGUACUGCAGCGAUGCGUCUGUCAUUGGAACAGAAUUUUAUGUGAUGGAACAUGUGCAGGGUCGAAUCUUUCGUGAUUUCACACUUCCUGGAGUUAGCCCAGCAGAACGCUCAGCCAUAUAUGUGGCCAUGAUAGAAACUCUGGCUCGGUUACAUUCCUUGAACAUACAAUCAUUGCAGCUGGAAGGAUAUGGAACAGGUAUAGGGUACUGCAAAAGACAGGUAUCUACCUGGACAAAGCAGUAUCAGGCUGCAGCUCAUCAGGACAUCCCUGCCAUGAAACAUCUAUCUGAAUGGCUCAUGAAAAACUUGCCAGAUAAUGACAAUGAGGAGAAUUUGGUUCAUGGAGAUUUCAAACUCGAUAACAUAGUUUUCCACCCUACAGAGGCUCGAGUUAUAGCAGUACUGGACUGGGAGCUGUCAACCAUUGGUCAUCCUUUGUCAGACUUAGCUCAUCUUUCGCUGUUCUACUUUUGGCCAAGGACACUUCCAAUGAUAAAUCGAAGUUCUCAUAUCCAGAAAAGCAUAGGGAUACCGUCAAUGGAAGAACUGAUUUCAAUAUAUUGCCGCUGCAGGGGGAUUAAUCCUAUUCUUCCUAACUGGAAUUUCUUUCUUGCCCUUUCGUAUUUUAAAUUGGCUGGAAUAUCACAGGGAGUAUAUAAUAGAUAUCUUUUGGGAAAUAAUUCAUCUAAAGAUAGCUUUCUCUUUGCCAAUACUGUACAACCUCUGGCAGAAACCGGAUUACAACUCGCAAAAAGAACAUUCAAUACUGCACUGCCACUGCUGGUUGAUAGUACCAAACAUUUGUUUGUACAGACUAGAAAAGGCCAAGAAGUUCUUACUAAAGUGAAGCAGUUCAUGAAGCAACACAUCCUUCCAGCGGAGAAGGAAGUUUUUGAGUACUAUGUUCAAAAUGAAAAUUCAGUGAAGAGGUGGAAACAGCCUUCAGUGAUUGAUAAACUCAAGGAAAUGGCCAAAGCAGAGGGCCUCUGGAACUUGUUUUUGCCAGCUAUGAGCGGUCUCAGACAGGUGGACUAUGCCUUGAUUGCUGAAGAAACUGGGAAAUGCUAUUUUGCUCCAAAUAUCUUUAACUGCCAAGCACCAGACACGGGGAACAUGGAGGUGCUGCACCUGUAUGGAAGUGAGGAACAGAAGCAGCAGUGGCUGGAGCCUCUUCUUCUAGGGGACAUUACCUCUGCCUUCUGUAUGACAGGUAAAGGCAAAUCACCAUCCUCCCCUCACAUGAUCAGGCAUCCUGAAGUUACAGAGCCUGAUGUAUCUUCUAGUGAUGCCACAAAUAUUGAAUGUAGCAUUGAAAGAGAUGGAGAUAGCUAUGUAAUUAACGGCAAGAAAUGGUGGAGCAGUGGAGCUGGGGAUCCCAAGUGCACAGUUGCAGUUGUUUUGGGAAGAACUAAAAGUACUUCUGUGUCCAGACACAAACAACACAGCAUGAUUCUUGUUCCAAUGAAUGCACCUGGAGUAGAAUUAAUAAGGCCUUUGUCAGUUUUUGGCUACAUGGAUUAUUUGCAUGGAGGACAUUUUGAGAUCCAUUUUAAUCAAGUGCGAGUUCCUGCUGCCAAUUUAAUACUAGGUGAAGGUAGGGGAUUUGAAAUUUCCCAAGGCCGCCUCGGACCUGGCAGAAUCCACCACUGUAUGAGAACAGUUGGUGUGGCAGAACGCACUUUGCAGAUCAUGUGUGAGCGGGCAGCACAAAGGGAAGCCUUUAAGAAGAAGCUGUAUGAACAUGAGGUUGUGGCCCACUGGAUUGCUGAAAGCCGCAUUGCCAUCGAGGAGAUCCGCUUGUUGACCUUGAAAGCUGCCCACAGUAUAGAUACUCUGGGCAGUGCUGGUGCUAGGAAAGAGAUUGCAAUGAUCAAAGUGGUUGCUCCCCGGGCCGUCUGCAAGAUCAUUGACCGGGCCAUCCAGGUGUGCGGCGGUGCGGGCGUCUCCCAGGACUACCCCUUGUCUAACAUGUAUGCCCUAACACGAGCUCUGCGCUUAGCAGAUGGACCUGACGAAGUCCACCUCUCAGCAAUUGCAAAAAUGGAGCUUCGGGAACAAGCCAAAAGAUUGAGAGCCAAGAUGUAAGAGAGUAGCACUGCCAUGUCCAGAGGCCAGAGGGCUCCUUCCUUCAACCUUAAUCAGCUCCAACAUUUGAGUAUCCUAGAAGUUUGAGCAAAGGGUAAUUACUCACUUAUAAAGAUUUUUGGUAUCUAUUUUGUUCAGCGGAUUUUGUAAUUUCAAGAGUCACACAGCUAUAUGUUAAAUAAGAAAGACCAUAGCUAUUGUCUUUAGCUCUAGUACUUCCAUGGGAUAGCAUCUACUCUUUAAAUGCAAAUUGUGACCAGAUCAUGGAGUAAAUUGAGAGCUAUUUCUAAAGCACAGGCAUAGAAAAUUUUCACUUUUUGAUUGUCAGGACUUAUUCAGGCAAGUAAAUAACUCCAAAAACAUUUCCUCUUGCUUUGAAAAACAUAUAGUUGGACCACUUUUUAACACUGGUUUUUCAGGUUUAACACUCUGUGGUAAUAUUUGCACUGGAAAAAGAUGCAGGAUUGAUUGGGUCAUUUUAGAAUUCAUUGACAUAUAAGACUCUUUAUAAUCCAAUAGAGAACUCUGAUGUAUUAAAUCUGAAUGCACUUUAAAACUUACAGGGAAACACCAUUAUUACGAGAAAAUUUAAGACUCAUUUAAAUUAUUUUUAAAAUGUUGAGAACAGUGAAGAGUUUCAGGUAAAAGAAGUACUUUCAUUUUAAGAGAUAGAAGACAGUCUACUCUGGAAGACACCCUGUUAACAGCAGUGCCCUAUGCAGACACCCUCCUAGCUCUGGCCCAAGCCGCAGAGCUGCUGGCUGCAGGUGACUUGUGCCACUGAGCAGUUCGAGUUUUAAUUUUUAAAAAUUGUAACUUAAAUAUUGAUUCAUAACUCAGUUACUGGAAAAUCUUUUAAGGAUGCUUGGAAUAAAGUAGAUAUGUCAAUUCACUUUUUCAUAUGUAAGAUUUGUGAAAUCUAAAUACAGAUGAAGUAUUUUGAAUCAAAAUUUGGUAUCCAAAUAAAAA
This is a messenger RNA of Heterocephalus glaber (naked mole-rat), 3829 nucleotides long. Lineage: Eukaryota; Metazoa; Chordata; Mammalia; Rodentia; Bathyergidae. The record is from RefSeq and is a predicted model, not a curated record.